Molecule: messenger RNA, 846 nt
Organism: Capsicum annuum
Lineage: Eukaryota; Viridiplantae; Streptophyta; Magnoliopsida; Solanales; Solanaceae
Product: labd-13Z-ene-9,15,16-triol synthase, chloroplastic-like
Exons: 2
Coding region: 1-846 (281 amino acids)
Molecular function (GO): heme binding; iron ion binding; oxidoreductase activity, acting on paired donors, with incorporation or reduction of molecular oxygen
Source: RefSeq, a predicted model, not a curated record
AUGUCUGCGCCUGUGUCUACGCCAUGCCAUUGCUUGCUCCAUGAAGCUAUCUUAGCCAUGUCACAGCUUAGGCCACGCCAAUGCCUAUGUUGCGACUCCGCCUCGAUCAUGUCUGCGUCCAAGUCUGCUUCCAUGCCUAUGCCAUGCCAUCACCUGCGCCUCGCCAGUGUCUAUGUCAUGCCAGUGCCAUGCCAUAUUACUGCUGCGCGCAUGCCCUCGCAGGACAUUAUGAUCGGUGGGACUGACACUACAAUCACAACGGUCGAGUGGGUAAUGGUGGAGCUUCUGAAUACUCCGCAGAUAAUGGCAAAGGUGCAGCAGGAAUUGAAAGAUGUUGUAGGGGUGAAUAACAUUGUUGAAGAAUCACAUUUACCAAAUCUGCACUAUCUCGAUGCAGUUUUAAAGGAGACGUUACGUUUACACCCUGCAUUGCCACUGCUCCUCCCAAAGCGCCCGAGCCAAUCUGCAAUAGUAGGUGGAUACACAAUACCUGAGGGAACUAAAGUAUUUUUGAAUGCUUAUGCAAUUCAGAGGGAUCCUCAGGUGUGGGAGAGUCCGUUGGAAUUUCAGCCGGAAAGAUUUUUGAACUCUACGAAUUUAGAAUAUGCUGGAAACAAUAUGAAUUACCUUCCAUUUGGAUCAGGGAGGAGAAUUUGUGCUGGACUUCCUUUAGCAGAGAAAAUGCUCAUGUUUGUAUUGGCUUCAUUGCUGCAUUCCUUUGAUUGGAAACUCCCUGAGGGCGAAAACGUUGAUCUUUCAGAGGGAUUUGGAUUCGUCAUCAAAAAAAACGAGAGGCUAUUCGCUAUCCCUGCUCGCAGGUUAUCAAAUUUCGAGUUAUAUCAGUAA